Molecule: messenger RNA, 3841 nt
Organism: Drosophila ananassae
Lineage: Eukaryota; Metazoa; Arthropoda; Insecta; Diptera; Drosophilidae
Gene: Fs(2)Ket
Product: importin subunit beta
Exons: 6
Coding region: 356-3010 (884 amino acids)
Biological process (GO): protein import into nucleus
Cellular component (GO): cytoplasm; nucleus
Molecular function (GO): nuclear import signal receptor activity; small GTPase binding
Source: RefSeq, a predicted model, not a curated record
AUUUCUCAGUGAAGCGCAUAGUGUUGCCACCGUGCCGCAAGCUUUCCAUGUGUGAGGAGAAAUAAAAUCCAUAGAACCGGCCUGUUCCUCAUUAAACUCACUGAAAGGCAGCCACCAAAAAAGAUAUAUUGCCAGCGUUGUCGCAACGAAUCUGUGAGAUUUAAACAUUAAAAAAAUCCCCAAAAAGCAACCGCUUGGUAUCCCGCGCUUUUUUUUGGCUAAAGAAGGCAGCAACAACAAAAAACUGCUCAGAAAUCGUCUUGCAAUUACGCAAAAUUCCAACACACUCAUAGGCAUACCGACGAAAUAGAAAGUAAAGUAAAGUAAGAAAAAAAAAAAAAAAAAGAGCGCAAAAAUGACUUCCGAUAUAGCGAUGCAACUGAUUGCCAUUUUGGAGAAGACGGUGUCGCCAGAUAAAAAUGAACUACUGGCGGCUAAGAACUUUCUGGAGCAGGCGGCCAACGGCAACCUGCCCGAGUUCCUCAAGGCCCUAUCCGAGAUCCUAGUUAAUACAUCAAACAGCGCCGUGGCCCGAAUGGCAGCCGGCCUCCAGCUGAAGAACCACCUGACCAGCAAGGACGAGAAAGUCAGCCAACAGUACCAGGACCGCUGGAAUCAGUUCCCCACCGAGAUCCGCGAACUGAUCAAGAACAAUAUCCUGGUGGCCUUGGGCACAGAGAACACCCGACCCUCGUGUGCCGCCCAGUGCGUCGCCUAUGUGGCUGUCAUUGAGUUGCCUAUGAACCGGUGGACACCCCUCAUCCAGACUUUGGUCAGCAAGGUGGUGAGCGAGGGAUCGAGUGAAAUGCACCGCGAAGCAGCCCUGGAGGCAAUCGGCUACAUCUGCCAGGACAUACGGUUCGGCGUACUGGAGAAUCAGUCCAACGAAGUGCUGACCGCCAUCAUCCAUGGCAUGAGGAAAUUGGAGCCGAGCAACCACGUCCGCUUGGCAGCCACCACUGCUCUGUUGAACUCCUUGGAGUUCACGAAAUCCAACUUCGAGAAGGACAUGGAGCGUAACUUCAUCAUGGAGGUGGUGUGCGAGGCGACUCAGUGCCAGGAUACACAGAUCUGUGUGGCGGCACUCCAAUGUCUGGUGAAGAUUAUGAGCUUGUAUUAUCAGUUCAUGGAGCCAUACAUGGCCCAGGCCCUGUUCCCCAUCACUCUGGCCGCCAUGAAGUCGGAGAACGAUGCUAUCGCCUUGCAGGGCAUCGAGUUCUGGUCCAACGUCUGUGACGAGGAGAUCGACUUGGCCAUUGAGAGCCAGGAGGCCACUGACCAGGGCCGAGCACCACAACGAGUGUCCAAACACUAUGCCCGCGGCGCCUUACAGUUCCUGGCUCCGGUGCUCGUCGAGAAACUGACCAAACAGGACGAAUGCGACGACGAGGACACUUGGAGUCCAUCCAAGGCCGCUUCGGUCUGUCUGAUGGUGCUGGCCACCUGUUGCGAGGAUGAGAUUGUGCCGCAUGUCCUGCCCUUCAUCAAGGAGAACAUUGAGUCGCACAACUGGCGCUUCCGUGAUGCCGCCGUCAUGACCUUCGGAUCCAUUCUGAACGGCCUGGAGACCAACACUCUAAAGCCGCUCGUGGAGCAGGCAAUGCCCACGCUCAUCAGAUUGAUGUACGAUUCCAGUGUGAUUGUCAGGGACACCACCGCCUGGACCUUUGGACGUAUCUGCGACAUUAUACCCGAGGCGGCCAUCAACAAGACAUAUCUGCAGACCCUGCUCGAGUGCUUCGUGAAGAGCCUGAAGUCGGAGCCGCGUGUCUCGGCCAACGUAUGCUGGGCCUUCAUUGGACUGUCGGACGCCGCCUACGAGGCAGCUGUGGUCACCGAGGGCGAGACCCCUGAGACCUACGCCCUGUCCCCGUACUUUGAGUUCAUCAUCACCCAGCUGCUGGAGACCACAGAUCGAUCGGACGGCGCCCAGGCCAACUUGAGAGGUGCCGCUUACGAGGCACUCAUGGAUAUGAUCAAGAACUCGCCACUGGAUUGCUAUUUGAUUGUGCAGCGCACCACUAUCGUCAUCCUGGAGCGAUUGAACCAGGUGAUGCAGAUGGAGACGCACAUCAGCAACCACAGCGACCGGCAUCAGUUCAACGAUCUGCAGUCCCUGCUCUGCGCCACUCUCCAGAGUGUCCUGCGUAAGGUGCGCGAACAGGACGCUCCCCAGAUCUCCGACGCCAUUAUGACCGCUCUCCUGACCAUGUUCAACUCGAGUGCCGGCAAGUCGGGUGGUGUGCAGGAGGAUGCCUUCAUGGCAGUCUCCACUCUAGUGGAGCUGUUGGGCGUUCAGUUUGCCAAGUACAUGCCAGCUUUCAAGGACUUCCUCAUUAUGGGUCUGAAGAAUCACGAGGAGUACCAAGUGUGCUGCGCUUCCGUCGGGCUUACCGGUGACAUCUUCCGGGCUCUCAAGGAUCUGAUGGUGCCCUAUUGCGAUGAAAUCAUGUCCGUAAUGAUGCUCAACUUGUCGGAGCCGUCCCUCCAUCCCAGCGUUAAGCCGCAGAUCUUGUCCGCCUUCGGAGAUAUCGCCCUCAGUAUCGGCUCCCACUUUGUCAAGUACCUCAAUGUGGUGCUGGACAUGCUCUGCGGUGCCUCGAACCUUCAGCCGGAUGCCAACAACUACGACAUGAACGAGUACAUCAGCGAGCUGCGCGAAAGUGUCCUGGAGGCCUACACUGGCAUCAUUCAGGGCCUCAAGGGCGUGGACCAGACCGCCCACCCCGACGUCAUGCACAUGGAACCCCAUUUGAUGCACAUUAUCGGUUUCAUUAAGCGUGUCGCUCAGGAGGGCGAUGUCUCCGACUCGAUGAUGGCCAGUGCCGCCGGUUUCAUCGGAGAUUUGUGCACAUCCUUCGGACCGGCUCUGUAUCCGCUGCUGGACGAUGUGGUGAUCAACCAGUUCCUGGCGGAGGGCAAGCGAUCGAAGGGACAACGCACCAAGAUGCUGUGCACCUGGGCGGCCAAGGAGAUCAAGAAGAUCAACACCCAGGUCAUUACGCAGUAAUUCAACUGCUAGAGGUUAAUGUUUCCCUCAAAAACCCGACCCUCAAGAUUGUGUGUUAUGCAGCCAAACUGUUCAGUCCGAAUUAUCUGAUUUAAAAAAAAAAAGAUACUAUCUGCUAAGUUUGUUUGUCCGAUCUAUUGUUGCUGUGCAACGUGUAUAUUUUAAGAACACAUUGUUUAUAAAAACCCCCCCUAUUUUAAGCUCAAAACUGAACCUCUUUUUUAAGAUUUAUAAUUUUUAAAAAUAAGCUUCUGUUAAACUUCGUGUGAGAUUUAAACCAAUUUAGUAGCCAAUCGAAAUCGAAACCCCCCCCGACUGCCUCUGUCGGGGCUAAUACAUUAUUAAUUGCGUUGAAUGGAGUCCCCCCCGAUUUUAGGAAUUAUCAAAAAAAUAUAUAGUAAUCGAAGAAGUUGUUAUUCAAAAUGAUGUCAACCUAAAAUUAAGUGUAAAAAUCGGUUAAAAAUUGAUUCAAAAAGUAAAAAAAAAACACAACACUAUGCAUUACAAAACUCCUUGGAAACAUUAACUUGUAGCACAGUUACAGAAACCACAUUAUAUUAUCCUUAAUCCUUAAUCCCUUCAAAAAAAGAAAAAACAAAAAAAAAAAUAUGAUGAAUGGAAUGUAAUGUGUGAUGAAAAAUGUGAUGAAUAUGAAUAUGAAUGUCCUUAUGACUGAGAGAGAGUGCUUAGUCUGAGUGCCUGGCUGUCCGACUAUUUACUAACUACACCCAAAAAAAUACUAUUUUUAGAGAAUGUGUGCAUGAUUGAGAUAAGCUAUAAGUGGAUUGUGAUUGUGAUGGAGAACCCCCUCAAUAAAUGUAUGAAACUGGA